AUGUUUUUUUGACCUAUUUUUUUUUGGCCUAUUUUUUUUUUGGCCUAUUUUUUUUUGGCCUAUUUUUUUUUGGCCUAUUGUUUUUUAUCCUAUUUUUUUUACCUAUCCUCAUUCAUGAAGCUGCUGAGAGGACUAGAACCUUAUUGAGAAAUAGAGACUUUUUUUACGCGAUUAAUAUUGAGUAAAUUAAGUGAAAAACUCCUAAUUAAAUCUAAAAUUUUCGAAAUUUAA
This is a messenger RNA of Blepharisma stoltei, 231 nucleotides long. NCBI's taxonomy places the organism in Eukaryota, Ciliophora, Heterotrichea, Heterotrichida, Blepharismidae. The record is from the annotation of a GenBank genome assembly.